AGUCAGCAGACUAGAUAGAGGUAUUUAAAUUGAAUUUGAAAACUGGGGAUUAUGGCGUUUACUUUGGAUAGCAGAUGCCCGGCGAAAUUAUUCAUUCUUAUUCUACUAUGGCUCACGAACGUUGUCAUUGUGAAGUGCCAAAAUGAAUUCAACCUCACCUUUAUUCCGAAAGAAAUAGAGCGCCUCGUUGAGGAACAAGAACGCAUUAUAACAGUUGAAUACCCGUGUUGGACAAGCGGGCAUGCUUUAACAUUCAAAGUCGACAAUGAAGUCAUUGCGAGAGUGAUGAAAAAUGCAACUGUGUUCUUAGGGAGUGACCAGCUUGGUGAAAAGUGUGAAGAAUACCGUAGAUUAAACGCGUCAAUAACAAUUCGAGGGGUUCGUCUAGGACGUACUACCCUAACAGCCUACCACCAGUUGAUCAACAGGACGACCUCCCCAGGUGUAGCCGUGCAUAGGAACUACCGUAUAAGCGUUGUUCGACGCACAAGAACUCUAGACACCGUAUACCGAGCCAUUCUAAUUCCAAUUGUAAUCAUCCUGACGCUGUGUAUGGGGUGUGCAUUGGACCUUGACGUCAUUAAAGUGAUCCUGAAGAGACCCAUUCCACCUUUCAUUGGUUUCUGUUGUCAGUUUAUUCUAAUGCCAUUGUUAGGAUUUGCAAUCUCACAAGCAUUCCGCAUGGAGGCGGGACUGGGCCUUGGGCUACUGGUAGUGUCGUGUAGUCCGGGAGGGGGCGCCAGCAACGCUUGGUCCGUACUUCUCAGGGGCGAUAUCAACCUCAGCAUGACCAUGACUUUCAUCAGCAAAAUAUGUGCUCUUUUCAUGAUGCCUCUAUGGCUUUUCACGUUGGGCCGUUUCUACCUGGAACAAAGGAUCGGCAUUCCUUAUGUCGAUAUCGUUCUCUCCCUCAUCAGUCUACUCACGCCCAUCAUCAUAGGUGUCAUCAUCCGAAAAAUCAAAGCAUCUAUCGCAGAUUUCCUCACAAAAGGAGUCCGUGUGAUGUCUCUAUCUUUGAUCGUGUAUAUCCUUGGCUUUGGAACAUACGUAAAUGUUUAUCGCUAUAGAAUGAUGGGCUCGGAUCCGUCUAUAAUCCCAUCAGCAUUUUUACUCCCAGCGUUCGGCUUCACAAUGGGAAUGGGCUUGGCUAGAUUACUACGCCAAACUCCUCGUAACUCAGUGACCAUAGGCAUUGAGACUGGCAUACAAGACAUUACCAUAUCUCUCGUCGUCCUUCAGUUCACAUUCGGGCAACCGGAAGCUGACCUCGCGGCCGUCAUGCCAAUUGCCACCGUUCUCUUCAUGCACAUCCCUCUUAUGAUCGCCUACGUGAUACUAACCAUCUAUGCACGCACUUGUGAGAAAAAUAAAAAGGAGAAGGAUGGUGAACUGGGUGCCAUAGGGACCGACAAUAUCACAGAGAAGGAAGAUAUCCCACAAAGCACUGAGUCUGUCAUCGAUACUAAACCAGGGGUAUAUUCGUUAACAUGGAAACCUACCGAAGCUGGACCAAUAUCCAAUGGUACUGCCAAUGGAGUCGCUAAUUAA
Messenger RNA from Owenia fusiformis, 1548 nucleotides. The record is from the annotation of a GenBank genome assembly. Lineage: Eukaryota; Metazoa; Annelida; Polychaeta; Sabellida; Oweniidae.